AUGAGACCCUUGAUUGCCGGUAUAAUCAGAGUGGGAUCGGAUUUGGGUUUUAUUGUUGCUUUGAUAAUCGCCAAUACUAUUCUGCAGAAUGUUUCUCCAUACAAAAGAGGAUACUUUAUUCAAGAUGAAUCAAUCAAAAAACCAUUUAGGCCGAACACUAUAUCAAGUACUGUUCUUUAUGUAGUUUCCUCACUACUAAUACUUAUUACGAUAGUUGUGGGGGAAGUGAUUGUUGGUGUAAAAUCUUUAAGACGAACUUACCAUAAUAUACCAGUGAUUUUGUAUCCAGUUUAUGAUUCUCUCAUUGUAGCCUGUUUUGGCUACUUCGCUACAAUCGGUCUUACGGAUGUAGGUAAAGUUUCAUUUGGUCGUCUUCGUCCAAAUUUUCUUGAUGUGUGCAAACCUUCUAACCUUCAAACUACGAUCAUGGGCUAUGUUGGUAAUUUUACUUGUUCAUCAAACAAAUCAAAUGCCCCGAGAAAAUCUUUCCCAUCUGGACAUACUUCAAUUGCAAUAUAUACAGCUAUAUUUCUAUGUCUUUAUAUUCAAAUGCGAUUUUCGCGUUUCCGCAUUUAUCCAAGUGUAAGAACAUGUCUUCAAGUAAUCUAUAUUGCUCUUGGAUUAGUUGUUGGAUAUUCACGUAUUAUCGAUAAUAAACAUCAUUGGUCUGAUGUACUCGGUGGUGGUCUAUUAGGAUUUUUUGUAGCACUUAGUACUCUAUACUAUCUCCCGUAUGUUGCAGACAUUGAAAAUUCUUUGCCUACUUGCAGAGAUGAUCAAGUGACCCUAGAAUAUUUUCCAAUGAAUGAUUAUUUAUGUAAUGGAUCAGUUGGUUACUUUAAUAAUAAGUCAUUAGAGCGGAAUUCGAAGCUCCAGAGAGUUCGAUCUUCAGUCCACAAUAGGCUAUAUAUCUAA
Molecule: messenger RNA, 915 nt
Organism: Schistosoma rodhaini
Lineage: Eukaryota; Metazoa; Platyhelminthes; Trematoda; Strigeidida; Schistosomatidae
Source: the annotation of a GenBank genome assembly